AUGUUUGAGGAUUACAAAAUAUUAUACUUAUACAGAACUAAACAAUACGAAGAAUGUCUCCAAUUGUGCGACAAAGUACUGAAAGAUAAAAGUGAUCGUAUGGUAGAGUUCAUUCGGAUGCGCGCAAUGACGUCACAAGUGAAAGUAGCAGGCAAUGGAUACGAAGAAGUUGAUUAUUUUCCUUAUCAGGAUAGUCUCACGUCUACUGCUUUAGCUAAAACACCACGACCUGGUACUUCUUUUGAUAAGAAAAUCACUACUGCUCAUCUGACCCAAUCAAACGCUAUGGACAUCGCCUUUCAAGCGCAGAAGACCGAUCUUACGGUUGACUGGUGGUGGAAUUAUUCCCUAGCCCGAUGUUAUUAUACGCUUGGCAUGUACAGACAAGCGGAUGAUUGUCUUCGUCGAGCACUUAAACUGACUAAACAUAUUUGUAUUUAUCUUCGUUUAAUAGCUCUGUAUGUUGCUAUGAAUCAGCCUAUUUCGGCUCUAGAUGUGUGUAAACAGGGGCUAUCGGUUUUCCACGAGUACCCGUCUUUACUUAUAGAACAGGCUAGAAUCAAUGAGCGGAUGGGUAACUCCGCUGUUGCAGUGAAAGAUUAUAGAAUGGUCGCUUUACAAGAUCCAUCAAAUAUGGAAGCUGUUGCCAAUAUUGCUAUGUAUAAUUUUUACAACGAUCAACCAGAAAUAGCGAUGCGUUAUUACAGACGUUUGCUCGCUACAACUCCACCUGGCUCAGAAAUUUACAAUAACCUUGGCCUUUGUUGCUUUUACUGCAGCCAAUGGGAUCUUAUUUUACCUUGCUUUCGGCAGGCUCUAUUCUUUUCAGCGGAUCCGCCAUCAAAGGCUGAUAUAUGGUUUAACCUUGGACACGUUGCAUUGUCUACUGGCGACACGAUAUUAGCAAGACGAUGCCUACAAGUAAGUCUAGCAAUUUUUGAAAAGGAAUAUGUGAGACAAGCGUUAAGGGCAUUAGAAACCCGAUUACGAGCAAGAAAACAUUAA
Molecule: messenger RNA, 1005 nt
Organism: Parnassius apollo (apollo)
Lineage: Eukaryota; Metazoa; Arthropoda; Insecta; Lepidoptera; Papilionidae
Source: the annotation of a GenBank genome assembly